AGAUGGGAUUUAUAUUUUCAAAAUCCAUGAGUGAAAACAUGAAAAACCAACAGGAGUUUAUGCUUAUGAAUGCUCGACUCCAGAUGCUAGGCUAAUGUCUGGAAGAUUCUAACUCCAUUUGUAACGAGCUAUUACAACAUUUAAAGUUCUCUCUAUAUAGAAGUUAUUGAUUAUUGCUGGGCUUCAAGAUUUACAGAAAUGUAUUUCUGACUGAUACAAUGUAAAGCUGCUACUGCUCUUCCCAUACAAACCUCCUUUCCUCCAACCACCCUAAGCAUGUUAAAAAAAAGAAAGAAAGAAAGAAAAAGAAAAGAAAAGGGGCUCUGUAGACAUAAUUUCUUUUUAGUCUCCUAAGAAAAUAAACUCAUGAGCUGGAAAGGCAGCUAAUGAUGCAGAAUGAAAUGAGAGAAAGACAAAUGGCCUUGCAGAUUGCUUGGUCUCGGGAAUUCCUUAAAUAUUUUGGAACUUUUUUUGGCAUUGCAGCCAUCUCUUUAACAGCUGGAGCAAUAAGAAGGAAGAAGCCAGCCUUCCUCUUCCCUAUUAUUCCAUUAGGCUUCGUCUUCACCUACCAGUAUGACUUAGGAUAUGGAACCCUUCUACAAAGAAUGAAAGAAGUCCUGCCAUCCUCCAUCAUCCAUACGAAAACCUUAAAUACAAUGGUGGAACACAUUCCUAACUUGUCACAGGAGCUGAAGGCAGCACUGUCUGACAGGCAGCCAUCAAUAAGAGAGCUACGACUUGAAAUGGAAAGUUCAAAUCUUAAUUUGGAAGAAUUGAAGAAAGCUGUUCUUAGUGGACAAAAUGAAGCUGAAGACAAACGUAUUUCAGAAUUAGAAAACUCAGGCUUAGAUAAACAUUCCCGAAAAAAGAGACAGCCCUAUGUACACUUAAGUGAUAAGUGUUGUAAUGUAGGUUGUACCAGAAAAGAGCUUGCUGCACUAUGCUGAGAUGAAAGUAUUGUGUAUUUCAUUUAGCAUUUACAUGAUUCUUGAUGACACAUUCAGUGAUUCCUCUGUCAUCCCACUGAUUAUUAAAAUAUGAGAAAUCAUCACUUAAUGUUUGGGCUUUUCAUUUGGU
Molecule: messenger RNA, 1077 nt
Organism: Lontra canadensis (Northern American river otter)
Lineage: Eukaryota; Metazoa; Chordata; Mammalia; Carnivora; Mustelidae
Product: plasminogen receptor (KT)
Exons: 6
Coding region: 387-947 (186 amino acids)
Biological process (GO): positive regulation of plasminogen activation
Cellular component (GO): extracellular region; plasma membrane
Molecular function (GO): hormone activity
Source: RefSeq, a predicted model, not a curated record